Molecule: messenger RNA, 5312 nt
Organism: Paramormyrops kingsleyae
Lineage: Eukaryota; Metazoa; Chordata; Actinopteri; Osteoglossiformes; Mormyridae
Gene: map7d2a
Product: MAP7 domain containing 2a
Biological process (GO): microtubule cytoskeleton organization
Cellular component (GO): microtubule cytoskeleton
Source: RefSeq, a predicted model, not a curated record
UAGUCCUCUGCAGCGUAGUAACUGUAAUAUGGUCCAGGGGUGUUUUUUGUAUACCCUCACAGAAAUACCGCUGUUAUAAUAAUAAGAACUGUUAAUGAUAUGGCGGAAUAUGUGGUGGGAUUUAGUUAGAAUGAAAACAAGCACGGCUGAGGCUGGAGAGGCUGCUCUUUGGGGACCGUCAUGCCCCCGGUCAUCAUCAGCCCAGGUCAUCAUCAGCCCUCGGUCGGUGAUGUAAUGCGAAGCGGCUGCGCGCAGCGCUGCGGCGCCUCAGCUUCACCCCCCGCAUCCGAGCAGACGGGAUCACGCCGAUAAUCUGGGCCACCCAUUAGUGUGUCGAAUAAAAAUCGCAAUAUAAGCGGGGAAGCUCGUAUUUCAUCCGACAGCCGCUCUGCUCUGAUUUUGCAUUUUGAGCCGCGUCCUACGAUCGUAGAGGCGGACGAAAGCUACACCUGCCCCCCACCCGCUGGCCCAGGAUGCGGCUGCUCUGAGCCGGCCUUUUCAGUUGCUCUGCCCGCCUGGAGGUGACAUUGCGCCCGUGCAUCUCGGCAGCUGCUGGAGCCCGUGAGCAUGGCGGAGAACACAGCGGAUCUGCCGGGGAAGGCGCGGGGAGGCCUGUGUGGGCAGGGGAUCUGAAGCUCACGUUAGUGAUGGAUAGCAGCCCAUAGACAAGAUGUGAUGACCCCGCCUUCUGUUUCUGAGAGGAGACCGUCAGCCAACGGGAACCCCUCCCCUGUCCGUCUGCUGGCCAAUCCGGGAAGUCCUGGAGGGAAAUGGGAAGAAAGGAGAGUUCAGGUCAAUGGCCAUGCCUCCCCUAUUCGUCUGGCAGCUAAUCCCAGCAGCCCGGCAGGUAAACAAUACGCAGAUGGGUACCUGAGGACGGAUGACAGGAUGCGCCUUGCCAAAGAGCGGCGGGAGGAGAGGGAGCGGAGCCUAGCGGCACGGGAGCAGGCCAUCCGCGAGAAGGAGCGUAGGGCCCAGUUGCAGUAUGAGCGGACGGUGGAGGAGCGCUGGAGGCGCCUGGAGGAGCAGAGGCAGAAGGAGGAGCUGCGCCGCGCCGCCGUCGAAGAGAAGAGGAGGCAGCGGCUGGAGGAAGAAAAGGAGAGGCUGGAGGCUCUGAUGAGGAGGUCGCUGGAGCGCAGUUUGCAGCUGGAGCAGAGGCCCAAGCGCUGGGUCUGGGGCAGGGAGGGUGACUGUGAGAAUUCCCCGCCCCCUCUCUCCGCUGCCUCCGCCCACCCCUCCGAGCUCGCCGCCCCCUCACCUGCUGUCAGCGAAUUCAGCCACGCAGCUGACUAUGUGUCAGCAUCCACCACGACCCUGUCCCCAUCCUUGGGCCCAAUCAUCUGCAAGCGCCUUUCAUCCUCUACUUUGGCUGUUAGCCACACUGAAAAUAGAGUGCCACCCAGCCCCCACCGGUCCCCCUACCGUGGGUCCCCAAGCCGAGCGGACCGGCGCAAGGCCACAUCGGCUUCUGCGGAAGAUGGAGGAGGGGGGGUGGCAGCAGUGCCUGGCACCCCCAAGAAGCUGCACAGAGAACAGCGAACGGCCUCCCCACUCACUGGCUCCCCCCGGAGGCGACCCGAAUCCCCUGCUACACCCAGCAGACGGCCUGCCUCUCCAGCAGCAAGCAAGUCGUUGUUAAAGGGCUGCCCCCUGUCACCACGGAAACACAACAGCCCCAAGGAGCAGGACCGCACCCAGGACCCCCAAGCAGAAGGCUUCAGAAAUCAGAACAUUGAAUCUCCCAACAGGAAACCAGUAAACACUGACUCUCCCACCAGGAAACCAGUACACACUGACUCUCCCAGCCAUAAGCUUAUAAACACUGAUUCUCCCAGCAGGAAACCAGUACACACUGACUCUCCCAGCCAUAAGCUUGUAAACACUGACUCUCCCAGCAAGAAACCAGUAAAUAUUGAGUAUCCCAAUAAUAAACCAAUGAAUACUGACUCACAUAACAUGAAACCAGUAAACAUUGACUCUCCCAGCAAGAAGCCAGUGAAUACUGAGUCCCCUACUAACAAACCGUUAAUGACUCACAUUCCUCGUAAGGGAACAUCAUGGUGUGACACAGCAGAAAUGAAUUCAUUUAAGCCGGAGCCUCCAGAGAGGAAGCCAUCUAACCCUGAAAGCCCAGCAAAGAAGCCGGGCUGUGAGGUGCCCUUGGAGCGGGGAGCUGAACGGCUUCCAACCUCACCAACAGCAAAGUCUGCUGCAAGGAACACAGAUGCCGAAGAAGCCUCCAGAUUGCUGGGAGAACGGAGGCGUCAAGCACGUCUGCAGAAGGAACAGGAGGAGAGGUUGAAGAUGGAGGAAGCAUUGAAGAAACAGGAGGAGGCACAGAAAGAGGAGGUGGAGAAGCAGAAGAGGGAGCAGGAGUGUAGAGGCAGGGAGGACAGACAGCAACAGCAGAGGGCGCUCCAGGACAGGGAACUACACACUCACAUUCAUGGAGAGUGGGAGGAGGCCCAGAAGGAGGCGGAGCACCAGCGGCAGGAGCGGGAGACGGUGAAACUGCAGGAGGAGCAGGAGCGAUUGCAGAGGAAGAAGAGGGUUGAGGAGAUCAUGAAGAGGACCAGGAAGCCCGACGCUGAGAUGAAGAAAGAAGAAUUACCAACGCCUGUCUCAGCUGCACUGCCAGGACCUGCAGAGAGACGACAUGCAACUAUGCCGGCGGAAUCACCGGUGAACAAAAAAGUGGAUGGACAGAAGAAGGGGCAGUCACCUGGACAAGUGAAGGUGGAGAUGAGGCAGCAGUUGAAGGAGGAGGGGCCUGGGCAGGAGAAGAUGGAGGUGAAUGGACUGCUGAAGGAGCUGGGGCCUGGACAGAUGAAGAUGGAGGUGAAGGAGAGACUGAAGGAGCAAGGACCUGGACAGAUGAAGGUGGAGGUGAAGGAGCAGCUGAAGCAGCAGGGGCCUGGGCAGAUUAAGGUGGAGAUGAAGGAGCAGGGGGCUAGACAGAUGAAGGUGGAGGUAAAGGAGAAGUUGAAGGAGCAGGGACCUGGACAGAUGAAGGUGGAGGUGAAGGAGCAAGGGCCUGGACAGAUGAAGAUGCAGGUGAACGGGCAGCUGAAGGGGCAGGGGCCUGGACAGAUGAAGAUGGAGAUGAAUGGGCAGCUGAAGGGGCAGGGGCCUGGACAGAUGAAGAUGGAGGUGAAGGAGAAGUUGAAGGAGCAGGGGCCUGGACAGAUGAAGGUGGAGGUGAAGGAGCAAGGGCCUGGACAGAUGAAGGUGGAGGUGAAGGAGAAGUUGAAGGGGCAGGGGCCUGGACAGAUGAAGAUGGAGGUGAACGGGCAGCUGAAGGGGCAGGGGCCUGGACAGAUGAAAGUGGAGGUGAACGGGCAGCUGAAGGGGCAGGGGCCUGGACAGAUGAAAGUGGAGGUGAAGGAGAAGUUGAAAGAACAGGAACCUGGAUGGAUGAAGGUGGCGGUGAAGGAGCAGGGACCUGGACAGAUGAAGGUGGAGGUGAAUGGGCAGGGGCCUGGACAGAUGAAAGUGGAGGUGAAGGAGAAGUUGAAAGAACAGGAACCUGGACGGAUGAAGGUGGAGGUGAAGGAGCAGGUUAAAAAAGACCCACUGAAGCCCAGAACAGUGGUCAGUAUGGAGAUCAAACCCAAUGGCUCUCAUGUCAACACGCCACUCAUCAACCUGGAUCCACUGGAGAUAAAGGAUGGGUCUCCAGCAUCCGUAGAUGAGGUGCAGCCUAUGGAAGUCAGCCCAGUCUCCAAGGAGGAGCUGAUCUCCAUCCCACGAUUUUCACCUGUCAGUGAUGCUCAUCACAGCAGCAUAAGCAACACCCGAGCCCUGGAGGACCUGCUGGACCUGACAGGACAGGUGGCCUACCCCAAGCAUUCACCCAGCACCAGCCUGGGAGACUGCAACAAGAACCUGAUCGAAGGCUUCAGUCCCUGCUCUGACAAGCAGCUGAUCCAGAGCCUGAGCUCGCCUGCUGAUAAGCUGAAUGCGCAGUAAGCAGGUGGUGAGAGCCCCACGCGCAUGCGACCGGAGCGCACGUCAGACCCGCGCAGCAGUGCGCUCACCUGUCCUCUUCGUUCGCAGUGGUCCUGCCUUCCUCGCUGCUGCAGUUCCUGGAUCUGCCACCAGGCUGCGUGUGAAACCUCGGAAAGGAGAAACAGACGGAUGCUUCCCUGGCCUAUGACGGUCCGGUCCCCCCCUCAGCAAGCUGUACAUGUAGUGGUCAUGCAGAUACAAGCCUGGGUCCUGCCCCUUCUCCCUUGUUCCUGUGAAAUACUAGAACUCAGGAGCGACAGCCAUUUUUGCAGGGUUGUUUUCCGGUUUGAACGGCUGUUUUCCGUGUGGGUGGUGCCUGUUGGGGGUGCGAUCGCCGCAGACCUGGGCACAUGCUGCUUAGUGUUAGCCAAACAGCAGCACGCUGACACCCCCCGUCAGGUACACUUAGCUUCUGUUCCGCCAUUCAGUAACAUGCUACUUUAAAUAUGCUGAAAAUACUAAUUUUUCCUGAAGAAAAUGCCCUAACAGAAAAUGACUUGAGAAAAUGAAUUGAGAAGAACAUAUCAGAAGUUCGCUUCUGCCAAAUUCCUUUGGGGAUGCAAGCUCUUUUUCUGGCUUGACUGUAAUUGACUGUAUUGUAGUGUAAGGUCUGCGGCUUCCCAUAAAAAUAUUCUACCCAUUCAGAACCUACCAGUCAUGGGUGCCAUACAAGAGGUACCUGAUCACCAGGUCUAUUAACUUCAUAAAACUACCACGGUCAGCUACACUAACUGUGCUUCCAGUAGCUGAUAUUACUAGCACCCCCUUCUGGUGCAGCAUGUACACCACAUGUACUGUAUAUACUCAAUCCCAUGCCUUCCUGUUCCUUACGCGGGAAAGGUCGUCCCUAUCAGCAGUAUGAAGUCUGUGGUAUUGACCUGAUGUGUCCGACAGCAGUUACAGGCCUGAGAGCCCUAUUGCGAAACUGAAUGAAUUAUAUUCUAGUUAGAUACAUAUCAGGAUCCCAUGUAAAAGUCAGGCUCCCCAUUCAUUUGUAGUAAUUUAGCCUAGAGUCCGAGGUUGUUCUUUUACUCUUCAUGGCACUUUCUGGCUGAUCUUUUCUGGCUUGUUCUCAAUGGCAGUUUCAUCUGAAAUCCAGUAUCUUGAGCCACAAGGCUGGUGUGUUUGGCCAGGUUAUCUUUUACAGUCACUGCUAGGGUAGAUGCCGGUAACCACUGGCACCUGAUAUCUAGGAUAAGAGUGACUUGUUAAAAAGGCAAGUUAUUGUCUGCUCUGAUGAUUCUGUUCAAAUGGGUCCUCAGCAUGAGCUGUGCAGAAUGACAAUAAAGCUUAAAAUCCCAAAA